AUGUUUCAAAAAAAUCCUAAUCGCAAUCGAGGCCAAACUCUCUACACAAGUUCGCCGAAUUUCGAAACCACUGGGAAUACGUUUACUACUGGAAAUUUUUUGGAUCCAUCUUCUCUAGCGUCAAGGCGACGUUCCAGUAGCAUUUGCGUUGGAGAUCUUCAGAUCAUGAACGAGCGACGUUUGCCGCCUGCUCCGGUGAGAAAAGCAACAAGAACUCGCGAAGUUCGUCAAGCAAAUCGAGCUCGCUUGAACACAAUAUGUUCACAAGAAGUUUUUAAUGAUCAAGCACCACGAUAUGAUUUCUAUGAUGACUACAAACCGAUGCAAUACAGUUAUGUCAAAUACGAGCCCCAAGAUCAUUUCUCAAGAAGUUGGCGAUGGGUGAAAAAGAGAAAACAUGUUGUCAUUCCAUGGACUAUCGGAAUUGCUGUGGCUAUUGUAAUGACCGUGCUGAUACUCACACAAACUGUGCAAGAUUUUAAACAU
Molecule: messenger RNA, 486 nt
Organism: Mesorhabditis belari
Lineage: Eukaryota; Metazoa; Nematoda; Chromadorea; Rhabditida; Rhabditidae
Source: the annotation of a GenBank genome assembly